This is a messenger RNA of Solea solea (common sole), 8191 nucleotides long. It is a transcript of the gene col14a1a, whose product is annotated as collagen, type XIV, alpha 1a. The transcript has 48 exons. Bases 212 to 5545 code for a protein of 1777 amino acids. Lineage: Eukaryota; Metazoa; Chordata; Actinopteri; Pleuronectiformes; Soleidae. The record is from RefSeq and is a predicted model, not a curated record. Gene Ontology annotation, molecular function: protein binding. Gene Ontology annotation, cellular component: interstitial matrix.
CCCACUCCGGACUGACCGAAAUUAUAUCCGGUGAGAGGGAGGGAGAGAGAAAGAGAGAGAAGGGGGGGGGGAGAGAAAUAGAGAGAGGGACCCUUUGGGAGGCACCAGCAGCAGCAGCAGCAACACUCUAUGGUAUUCUAAGGAUUUCCUUUGGGGACAGGAGGACGCUUUGAAUUGAUGCCUGGAGAGGUCUAGACCACUGAUUGUGAGGAUGUUGUCAGCGGGGCAGAUCAGGUGGUUUUUGUGCACUCCACUGGUGUUACUGGCCCUAGUUUCAGCACAAGUCGAAGUUCCAUCUCCAAGGAGGCUGCGUUUCAAAGUGCUGAGCCCAAGCAGACUUCUAGUCUCGUGGAGAGAGCCCAAAGGAGACUUUGACAGCUAUCUGUUCCUCUACAACAGCAUACCAGGCGGUCAGCAGAGGGAGAUCAUAGUGUCUAAAUCAGACACUAAAGUGUUGAUAACGGACUACAACCCCUCAAAAGACUACACUGUCGGUGUCAUCGCUGUCAGCGGCCGUGAGCAGAGCAGACCACUUCAAGGCCGACAUAAAGCUGAAAAAGGUGAGAGUGAUGGAGGAGACAAGACUGAGUCCCAGACGCUGACUGAUUCCGUUGUAUCACCAGAGGAUGCCAACGAGAUCUUUGGAGCUGAUCAGUUUGUGUGCCACACUGAAGCCAUCGCAGACAUCAUCAUCCUGGUGGACGGCUCGUGGAGUAUUGGUCGGCUCAACUUUAGGCUGGUCCGCAAUUUCCUUGAAAACCUGGUCAACGCCUUUGAUGUUGGCAUCGAUAAGACAAGGAUAGGUCUGGCUCAGUACAGUGGUGAUCCGAGGAUAGAGUGGCACCUAAAUACUUUCUCCACUAAAGAAGCCGUCAUUGAUGCUGUCAAGAACUUGCCCUACAAAGGAGGAAACACUCUUACAGGCCUCGCUCUGAGCUACAUCAAGGAGAACUGCUUCAAACCUGAGUCAGGCUCACGGGUCGGUGUGCCCAAAAUUGGGAUUCUAAUCACGGAUGGAAAGUCCCAGGAUGAUGUUAUCCCUCCUUCAGAGAGCCUGCGCAGUUCUGGGAUUGAGCUGUUUGCUAUUGGUGUGAAGAAUGCUGAUGAGAACGAGUUGCACUCCAUCGCCUCAGAGCCAGAAAACACUCAUGUCUACAACGUGGCCGACUUCAACAUCAUGAGCUCCAUAGUUGAGGGUCUGACCAGAACAGUGUGUGAACAAGUGGCGCAGCAAGAUAAAGACAUCAAGGAGAAACAUGUACCAGAGAUGAUUGUACCGCCACAUGAUCUUGUGACGUCAGAGGUCACAGCCCGGAGCUUCAGAGUUUCCUGGAGUCCCGCCCCGGGAAAUGUACAGAACUACAGAGUUGUUUAUCAUGCUACACAGGGGGGAGAACCACAGGAGGCUGUAGUGGACGGCAGUGAAACAUCGGUGGUGUUGCAGCACCUCAGUUCUCUCACUGAGUACCAGCUGGCUGUGUUUGCUGUGUAUGCAAACGAGGCCAGUGAAGCUCUGCGAGGGUCAGAAACAACUCUUGCCCUUACCACAGUGACGGGCCUGCAGUUGUUGGAUGUGACUCACAGCACCAUGAAAGCAAGAUGGGACAGUGUGGAUGGAAUCUCUGGCUACAUGCUGCUGUACGCACCUCUCACAGAUGGUGGAGAUACAGACGAGAAGGAGAUCAAGGUGUCGGAUGCAGUGACAGAGCUGGAGCUGGAUGGGUUGAGCCCUCAUACCGAAUACACUGUUACACUUUACGCCAUGUAUGGAGAGGAAGCCAGUGACCCUAUUACAAACCAGCAGACCACAUUACCACUGAGUCCUCCCAGUAACCUGCAGUUCUCUGACAUCACCCACAACUCUGCCCACAUCAGCUGGGACCCUGCUCCAAGAGGGGUCAUAGGUUACCGCAUCAUGUGGGUCAAGACGGAUGAACUACUGACGGAGGAGGUGGAGGUCGGUCCAGUGAGCUCAUAUGACCUCAGUGAUUUGACAUCUCUGAUGGAGUACUCAGUGGCCAUCUCUGCCCUCUACGACAACGGCCAGUCAGAGCCUCUCACUGAUGGAUUCACUACCACUCCAGUUCCUGGUCCUCUGAAUCUACGCUCCAGUGACGUCAGCAGCGACAGCUUUAAGGUCACCUGGGAUCACUCUGCUGACGACAUUGUCCUUUACAGACUCUCAUGGGCACCGUUUACAGGUGGAGACACAAAAGAGGUGAUCCUGAGUGGAAGUGAUAACACUUAUAUCCUGGCCGGUCUAAGUCCAUCCACUGAGUAUGAAGUUAUGUUGACGGCCGUGUUCAAUGAUGAAUCUGAGAGUGAAACAGUCUCUGUUAUAGAGACCACAUUGGCCCAGACAACCACACUUGCUACCACAACUGCAGUGCCACGUCAGGCUGUGAGAAACCUUCAGCUGGGCGGUGAGACCACACAGAGCUUAGAGGCAUCAUGGGAGAUUGAAGACCCUAACAUAGAGAGCUACAGGGUCUCCUACGCCAGCCUCAGGGGAGACCAUAGCAUGGAGUCUGUUUUAGUUCCUGGGAGUCAGAAGAGAGCUGUUCUUGAGCCUUUAGUAUCAGACAUGCAGUACAAAGUGACGGUCACACCAGUGUACAGGGAUGGACAGGACGGCAUCAGUGUCUCUGCCAUGGGAGCAACAUUGCCCCUUCUGUCUCCUAGAAACCUGCAUGUGUCAGAAGAGUGGUACAACCGCUUCAGGAUCACCUGGGAUCCACCUCAGUCUCCAACAGAGGGUUACAGGCUCGUUUACCAGCCCAUUUAUGUUCCAGGACCAGUUUUGGAGAUGACAGUGGGUGAAGAAGUGAACUCCGUGCUCCUGUGGAAUCUCUUAAGUGGGACAGAAUACAGCGUUCAAGUGACAGCGUCCUACCCAACAGGACAGAGUGAACCGCAGCUGGCGAACACUAAAACACUUUUCCUCGGUGUCUCUGGCUUGUCGACCUACCAGGUUCAACACAACAGCAUGUGUGUCCAAUGGCAGCCUCUUCUACAUGCCACACUGUACAGAGUCUCCAUACAGUCUCCACUCAAUGGCCAAAGGCAGGAGGUGAGUCUGGGAGGUGGCAGUUCCCGACAGUGCUUCUAUGACCUCACGCCCGGCAGCCAGUACCAGAUCAGCGUUCACACACAAAUGCAAGAAAUGGAAGGUCCCUCUGUCUCCAUCACCGACAUGACAUUGCCAGCUCCCACUCAGGCCCCGACUGAACCUCCCACUACAGAGCCUCCCCCCACCAUCCCACCGGCUAAGGAAGUGUGCAAGGAGGCCAAAGCUGACCUGGCAUUCCUGGUCGACGGCUCCUGGUCCAUCGGAGACGACAACUUCAUGAAGAUCACACGUUUCCUCUACAGCACCAUGGGAUCGCUGGAUCUGAUUGGACCAGACGGCACCCAGGUGGCAGUUGUUCAGUUCAGUGACGAUGCUCGGACAGAAUUCCAGUUAAGUUCCCAUAGCAACAAAGAAGUGCUGCUGGAGGCUAUUCAGAGGAUCAGAUACAAAGGAGGAAACACCAAGACAGGUCGGGCCAUCAAACAUGUGAAAGAGUCCAUUUUCACUGCAGAGGCUGGAGCCAGAAGAGGCAUUCCCAAAGUCCUGGUUGUCCUUACAGACGGCCGUUCACAAGACGAUGUCAACAAAGUGUCCAAGGAAAUGCAGAUGGAGGGCUACAUCAUCUUUGCCAUUGGGUUUGCGGAUGCAGACUAUGGGGAGCUGGUGAAUAUUGCCAGCAAACCCAGUGAUAGACACGUCUUUUUUGUGGAUGAUUUGGAUGCUGUGAAGAAAAUAGAGGAACAGCUCAUUACCUUUGUCUGCGAAGCUGCCACUGCCACUUGUCCGUCUGUUUUGAUGAGCGGUAACACUUUGGCAGGUUUUCGCAUGAUGGAGAAGUUUGGCCUCGUCGAAAAGGAGUACAGCACCAUUCCUGGAGUUUCUCUGGAGCCAGGUUCAUUCAACAGCUUCCCCUGUUACAGGUUACACCGCGACGCGCUGGUGUCACUGCCCACCAAGUAUCUUCACCCUGAAGGUUUACCCUCUGACUACACCAUUUCAAUGAUGCUCCGUCUACUCCCGGACACCCCCCACGAGCCCUUUGCAUUGUGGGAAAUCCUCAACGCUGACCACGAGCCGUUGGUGGGACUAAUCCUAGACAACUCUGGAAAGACCAUGACGUUUUACAACCAUGACUACAAAGGAGACUUCCAGACUGUUACCUUUGAUGACACAAAAAUCAAAAAGAUCUUCCAUGGCAGCUUCCAUAAGCUCCAUGUCAUCAUCAGUAAGACAUCUGUAAAGGUGGUGUUAGAUUGUUCUGCGAUUGGAGAGAAAUCCGUCAAUGCAGCUGGCAACAUCACCACAGACGGAGUGGAGAUCCUCGGAAGGAUGGUUCGCUCCAGAGGCUCACAGGACAACUCUGCCCCAUUCCAGCUCCAGAUGUUUGACAUCAUCUGCAGCACGUCCUGGGCCAACAGAGAUAAGUGCUGUGAGCUCCCAGCAUUGAGAGUCGAGAAGCAGUGUCCUCCCUUGCCUCAUGCCUGUACCUGCUCCCAGGACAGUAAAGGACCCCCUGGACCCACUGGACCCCCGGGUGGUCCAGGCAUAAGGGGAGCCAGAGGAGACAGAGGAGAGCCAGGAGUAACGGGACCACAAGGGCCAGUGGGAGAGAUUGGCCCUCCCGGACCCUCAGGGCCACUUGGUCCUCAGGGACCCAGCGGACUCUCCAUCCAAGGGCCCCCUGGAGCUGCGGGAGUGAAGGGAGAAAAAGGAGAGACUGGCCCAGCCGGACAAAUGGGUGUUCCUGGAGGUCCAGGCUCAGCUGGACGUGAUGGCCCACCAGGACCGAGGGGUCUUCCAGGAAAUAAUGGACCACAAGGACGACAAGGACCCAGUGGACCUGUUGGAGCCCCAGGUGCACCUGGAGCUCCUGGACCAGGUGGGUCUGCAGGGCACCAAGGGGAUCAAGGAGUUCCGGGUCCUGCUGGUACCAAAGGUGAUAAGGGAGAACGAGGUGAUGUGCAAUCCCAAGCUGCGAUCCGUUCCAUCGCACGGCAAGUGUGUGAACAACUCAUCCAGAGCCAUUUGUCUCGCUAUAACUCCAUACUGAACCAGAUCCCCGUCCAGUCGUCAGCAUCAGUCCGAACAGUUCCUGGACCUCCAGGGGAACCAGGUAGGAGAGGCCUUCCGGGACUGCAGGGAGAGCAAGGCGUACCUGGCAGACCAGGUUUCCCUGGUACCAAUGGCCAGAGUGGACAACCAGGAGAAAGAGGUCUGCCAGGAGAGAAAGGAGAGCGGGGGAGUACAGGGAUCGGGAAUCAAGGACCUCGAGGACCACCUGGACCUCCAGGUCUGACAGGUGAAGGACGGACAGGCAGCCAGGGCCCACCUGGUCGGCCUGGUAACCCAGGGACAGCAGGGAGGCAGGGGAAUCCAGGCAGCACGGGACCAGCUGGCCCACCAGGAUACUGUGACCAGAACUCCUGUCUGGGAUACAAUGUGGGAGUUCAACAGGACUAUGGGAAUGAUUACUGAGGAGCUUUCUCCAACAUCCUCUCCUCUCCUCCUCCUCCUCCUCCUGCGCUCAACUCCUUCUGUUCCUCCCUAUGUGCCCUGCAUAGAUUGAAACUGAGGGGAACUGAUAAAUUUGGUGAUUCUCUCAAAGCCUGAACAUUUCUUGGGAUGGAUAAUAACUCCUGGCCCUGGCCUUAAACCUCUCAUCUCGGCACUGUUUUUCACCCAAAUUAUUCUGGCAGCCUACAUUUCAUUUGAGCAGAAGAGUGUGUGAAGUUCUGUUUCUGGAGUUUGUAACAAACAAACAAACAAACAAGAGCCUGAUUUGUUUUAGAGCAACUGAGUUGAAGUCUCAGUCACGCAAGUUUUCUCACGAUUGUUUAUAACGAACAGAGACUGGACGUUCAUCCUGGAACUGUGAGGCUGUGAGUUUCAUGUCUCAGAGGUAACAUUGGAUUUCGUUACCUCUCGUAAGACCGACAGUCCAGCGCUGUGAUGACUGCAGUGCCAGCUGUCCACGCACGACUCGCUUUGCUACAGCGGCCUACACUUAACGCCACUCCAAGCUCAAAUCUUUUCAAAGCUAAUCUUAUCUUAAUACUGAUGAAUUCCUUUGAUGCUGGUUGGCUGCAUUUAUUACUAACCAACGCCUUCUGUGUGUAUGUUUUGCAUAUUCUAAGCCGGGCAGAAAUCUACAUUUCAUCCCUAAUUUGACUCCAAUGUGACGGUUUCAUUUAUUGAUCAGAUCCGUGCAAUAUGUGUGAUCAGAUUUCCCUCUAAUUAUAACCAUUAACCAACCCUCUUGCUAACCCAGUCUUUGGAGACUACCCUAUUCUUGGUCUCUUAGUAUGCUUGAACCCAGUCCUAAUGUCAGUGAUAUAAAAUUAGACCAAUUGCUAAAAAACUAAAUCAUCUCAAACUGCUGUGACGUUGAGAUUUCAACCUGUGCAUGCUUCCCAUUCCUACUGUGCUUCUCAAACUGACCCCGAAUAUUCCCACCACCCCAGUCCAACCCCUGCCUCACGGUGGCUACCAGCCCUACAAUCCCCCGUACAACCCUGCUGCUGCUGUGGCUUACAACAACGACCAAGGAGGUCAAGAUGAGGAGGAGGAGGAGGAGGAGGAAGAGGAGGGAGAGGAAGAGCAGGACCCCUACUACCAUCGCCGUUACCCCUCUCAGUACUACCCACAGCAGCCUCCCCAACUGGCUCACACUCGCGGCGGUUACUCUGAGGACGUGGAGCUGAGGUCGCCGGGUGUCGCCAGGAGGUUUUCACGUGAUGUUGUAGUCAUGGAGGAGAGUGAGGAGGGAGGAGUUUAGAGGAAGGAUGACUCACCUAAAGUGCUUGAGCCCUGCACACAACACACACACACACUUUUACACAUGGACACACACAAGACACUGACGCACACAUGUACAUUACCCCAUCUGAAACUGAGUUGAGACCCCCCCCCCCCUUCCUCCCCACGCCCAACUCCCUUCCCUGAGUUUCUCCAUCAGGUGAAACAGUGUAAAUAGAUCUGUGGACUCUUGUAUGAUAUCUAUGUAAAGGGGGGGUCCAAAAAGUGCCUGAUCUGUGUUAGUAUCACCCAGUGGUAAUGCAAAGGUAAGACCGGUCUCUUCCCAUUUCAGGACUAAAACCCUUCUGUCUGUUUGAAGCCGCAUGUCGACAACCAGUGAGUGUGUAACUGGACAUGUGCUUGUUCUGGUUUCAUGUCACGAGGAAGAUUACUUUUCAUUUCGUCAAGGAUGAGCUGGCAACAUUUGUACAGGCUGCUUUUUAUAAUAAUGAAUUAUGUUUCUCCCGCUUAUCUCAGUGUGUUAAGGAAACAUUGAAAUGUUUUUUUAAGUAAUUUCUCCGUUUAGUAUCGUUAAGUUUUGCUUCUCUUAACCAGUAUUUGAGCUGAACGAUAACGGUUAUUUUGGGUAAUUCCCCCAAAAUGAAACAGAAGCAGUUUAAUACGGUUUUCCAUUUGAUUUAUUCUCAACACUGUGGAGCACAAAAUGAUCUCAGUUAAAGAUAACAUGUGAAAAACUAUGAAUAAUUCUCACCUCUCUCUUCCUUUCCAAGUGUCUUGGAGAAAUGAUGUAGCCUUCAGUUAGCCUCAAAACUCAAAAGAUGUUUAGUUUGUCUAUUGUGCACUAUUUUAAAAACACAGUGGUCCAAAAUGGUGGCACCUGAUAUAAAUAUAAAAGGUUUGUUCUGGGGUAAUGAAAAACAAUUCAUACAAUUUCUGCCAAAUUAAAAUCAAAAUCAAAAUGUCACCUACAUUUGUGACCAAAAUUACAUUUGGUCCAUCAAUAUUUACUUAUAUUGUAUGGAUAAACAUGGAACAGAGCUGCAUUGUUUAUGUUGUUGCCCGUGUUUGUUUCCUUAGUUGUUUUUAUGCAAAGUUGGGCCCGUUCACUGUGGACACUGUUUUCCAAAUGUCUGACCCCUGACCUCGCACUGGAAGGACACCUGGAUCCAGCUGUUAUUUGAAGAAUCUGCUGCAUCAUGAGUAAGGACUGAACCAUACAUGUAAACUUGCCCUGGUCUAUUUGACUUUUAAACGCUUAAACCACUUCAAUAAGGUUUGUGUCUCACCACCAUGACCCCCGAGUAGAACAUGAACUUAUUUAUUUUGUUUGCUUUUAUAACCAAUAAAUCUGUAAUGAGACUACAA